CGUCAGCGCGUGCCGCACCUCCGGCUCAGGUGCUCGGUCCGGUGCCGGCGCGUCCGCCGCCGUGACGUCAGCCGCCGACUACGUGACGGCCCGGGAGUCUUUAAACCCGCCGCCCCGCCGGGGAGCCCCGGGCAGACAUGUCCCAGCCGGAGGAGGAGCUGGACGACGAGGCGGACGCGUCCCGGCUGGAGCGGUACAUGCGGGAGCGCAGGAGAGCCAGGUCGCUGCCGGCCUACCCCGCGGCGCUGCUGGGCGGCACCGAGGGCGAGGGCCGGAAGCGGGUCAAGUUCGCCGACUCCAUGGGUCUGAACCUCGCCAGCGUCAAGCACUUCAGCGCGCUGGAGGAGCCGCGGAUCCCCAGCAAAGUCCUGUCCCGACACAAGAGCUUCCCGCCGCAGCAGCAGCAGCAGGAGCCGCCGGAGCCGGAGCGGCGGGUGGCCUGCGCGCCGGAGCUCGCGGACGCGGAGCAGCGGCUCCGGCGGCUGCGCGUCUGCCUGGAGGAGGUCUCCAUCAGCCGGCUGGACGUGCGCGGCCUGAUCCGGGUCUUGAGCGAGGCCGCGCGCGGCCUUCGGGAGGUCGGGGUCCGGUACACCUUUAACGAGUGGCUCUCCCACGUGGACGCGCCGGCCGCGCCGCAGCCGGGCUCUGCGGGGCUGCGCUUCUGCUUCACCGUCUACACGCCGCCGCUCACGGAGCCCAGCGCGACCGUGCACCUGGCCGUGUACCUGCGCAGCGACGACGGCGAGUUCUGGGACAACAACGCGGGUCGGAACUACACGCUCCGCUACUGCGCUCCGCCCAGCGAGGCCGCGUUCCACGCCACCUGAGCCGCCCGCGCGUACAGAGGCUCGCGCUCGCUCCUUCGUUGGUGACGUCACAGGCGUCGCUCAGCAGAGUCACGAAUAAAAAAAAAGAAAAAAACAUUUGUCUUCCGGCUGAAGCUUCAAAGUAAAGGUCACGCGCCCGUCUCACCGGAAGUUGGUUUUCAAUUGGUCAUGGAGGGGCCUCGUGUCGUCAUCGGCACUCGACGGAAGCCUCAUCCUCCGGGUUCGACUGCGGCGGCGGAGCCGACCAAGGUCCCACCGUGUUUGACCAGUCAACAGAGCGGCGGCUCAGCGCCUGGCCACGUGCCCCCUUCACACGCGCGCGCGCACACACACACACACGGACGCACGCACACAAGUGCGAAGACAGUUUUAAUGGUGAGGCAACAAGAAUAAAUAAAGUGGGUCAGCUUCCUCUUCUGGCCAGAGUGAUGUCACUUCCUGUCAAGAUUCCACCACUAUCUUCUGCGCCUGGUACAUGGAUCCGACGGCCACCUGCACACAAGCAAGCAGCGUGAUUGGUGGCGAGGACCAGCGCCACGGUCGCACCAAACUGUGGCCAACGCCUGAUCUGAAUGGUGAUUGGACAAAAGGUCCGACCUGGAGAAACAACACUGGGAUGGCACAGCAUGAGGGACGUGUUUACGGUCGCCAUCAACAUGCGCAUGACUCACACUGGUCACGUGAGGCCAGCAGAGGAAGACGGCGGGGUCUUGCUGAGCGGGUGCGAGGUGUCCAGCAGGGGGAGCCAUUUACUCGCACACGAUGCUCCAGAGUGCCAAACUCUGAUUGGCAAUGGGCUGCAGUCGGAGGGGGUGGUGCUCCGGGCCUAUUAGGCGCAAGGGGGCGUGGCUCUAAUGUAAAGCGUUGCGGAUGGAGUUCAACAAAGAGACGGAGAGCAUCUUCAUCGCCCCCCGCCGCCCCCCAACACGAUUCACUGUGACCCGGCCAACAGGCAAAGAGAAGGUAUGGGGCGAGCUGGGAGCCGCAGUGUGACUGGCAGGUGGCUGGUGCAUUAUGGGAGCAAAGCGAGACUGUGAGGUGAUCAGAGAGGAGUUUGUUUGGUAAUGAGACAGGACAGAUGCCGCCAGGGGAGCAUCUGCUGCACGGCACAGACGGAGGCGCGCACGUGUGUGUGUGCGUGUGUCACCUGUCUCUGGAUCAUCAUCAGACUCUCUCUUCCCUCCAUCAUCAGCUUCUCCACGGCUUUUGGAUCCUCAACUUUCUUAUUGGCCCUGAAGGAGUCACGCACACGCCGCACUGCGUAAGUCCUAAAACACACACACACACACACACAAGCACGUUUGUAUGGCUCCGCCUGUGGCGACAUUGUGAGGACCUCUCCUGGCCAUGACCCUUUCCCCAGCCUUAACACAUGACCAGAAGCCAGUUCAAACAAGGCCACACGUUGGUGUCGCUGACUUUCCAGCCUCUCCCCCUGAACCCAAGCCUCCAAAACAAGCUGAAGCAGGACCGAGACCCAGUUGUUUAGAGAGGGAGACCCCACUCAGAUGUCAAGCUGUCCCCAAUUGUUUUUAAUUCGUUCUUAUUCGAUCGCACAUUGUGCACCGCCUGCUUCCACGUCCGUCUUCUUUCCUGUCCAAACGAGCAUGUUGAGUUACGAACAAGGAUUAUAAUCAACCCGCACGCGCGCACUCACACGCACAGUGCUCUGAUUUGGUGUCGCAGGACGGACACAGUGGUUCCAGCAGGGAGGGCGGGAGGCACGAGUCCGCUCCCGCAGCAGCGCUGGCAGAUGUGGGUCGCGUCUCAGGGCAGUGGCGGACAUGAGAGCGGUUAGCGAGUCACGAUGCUGCGGGAGCGCAGGCCUCCCGGGAG
Synchiropus splendidus (mandarinfish) is the source of this 2663-nucleotide messenger RNA. RefSeq names its product protein phosphatase 1 regulatory subunit 3G (gene ppp1r3g). Gene Ontology annotation, molecular function: glycogen binding; protein phosphatase 1 binding. The coding region runs from base 138 to 827 and encodes 229 amino acids. The transcript has a single exon. The record is from RefSeq and is a predicted model, not a curated record. Gene Ontology annotation, cellular component: protein phosphatase type 1 complex. Lineage: Eukaryota; Metazoa; Chordata; Actinopteri; Syngnathiformes; Callionymidae. Gene Ontology annotation, biological process: regulation of glycogen biosynthetic process.